AUGAACGCAGACCAUAUCCAGGCAAACUACGCCCAAAACGCCUCCACCUACGACCAAUUCGCCUCCCUACCGCUAGGCAAACUCGAACAGCAGCUGUUCGACCUGUCAAUCAAGGAUUGCGCCGGCCUCAAAGUUCUGGAUCUAGGUGGCGGCACCGGUGCGCGCGCUCGCGACGCUUUGAAAGCCGGCGCUGAAGCGGUCGAUGUUGUGGACAUUUCGCCUGAAAUGAUGCAGCUUGGGCAAGCGCAAGAAGCUUCCCUCGGGAGGGAGAGGAUUAGAUGGUUUCACGGCGAUGCUUCUCAGUCUCUCGAUCAUCUUGGUUUAGCUCCGUAUGAUCUGGUCAUUGCCAACGGCGUCUUCGACCACGCACAUAAUGUCGAGGAACUGGACAUGAUGUGGCGCAACGCAGCGGCGUAUCUCAAGCCUGGCGGACGGGUGCUUGCGAAUAGAAACAACCCCUACUCGCGAGCGGCGUCGAGUGGGAAGUAUGGUGUGCAGCUCGGCGGGUUUCAACCGUUUGCUGGCGGGUUUGCGUAUCGAUAUCGCAUGUUGACCGAGCCGGUGUUGGAGUUUGAGUCGCUGGCGUUAGACGCGUAUUACGAUGGGUCGAUGGAGGUUGCUGGAAAGUACUUUGAGGCGUUUACGAAUGUGCGCUGGGAGGAGACGCCGGUUGUUAGAGGAGAUCGGGAGUUCUGGGAGGAGUAUUUGCAGGAUCCGAUACUGUAUAUCUUCACGGCUACGAAGCGGCAUGAGACCACGGCUUGA
Molecule: messenger RNA, 765 nt
Organism: Neohortaea acidophila
Lineage: Eukaryota; Fungi; Ascomycota; Dothideomycetes; Mycosphaerellales; Teratosphaeriaceae
Product: methyltransferas-like protein
Exons: 1
Coding region: 1-765 (254 amino acids)
Source: RefSeq, a predicted model, not a curated record